Messenger RNA from Bursaphelenchus xylophilus (pine wood nematode), 4304 nucleotides. Lineage: Eukaryota; Metazoa; Nematoda; Chromadorea; Rhabditida; Aphelenchoididae. The record is from the annotation of a GenBank genome assembly.
AUGUUGAAGCAUCUGUUGAUGAUUCCCACACUGGCCAUGCACUUGAGCGGUGAGUUUUGGAAAUUUUGUUUAGUUUUGAGUGAAAGAGAAAUAUUGAGGGACUUCAGAUGUAUUAAUUUAACUUGAUAAAAACUGGAUUGCAAAUUGUCUAUAAAGCAAUGCAAAGAAUUUUUGGCUUGUAUUUUGCAGAAGCGAUAGAAAAUUUUUAGUCGAAAGUUUAGUAUUGGCGAAAAUUUGGCCAUUUUUUCCGCAGUUAUCUACAAAAAAAUUGGCUCUAUUUAUACGUCCAUGACAGGACUAGUUUUCUACUAUGUUUAAAUUUCUUCUAUGAGAAGAAUCGAAAUAGAAUGAAUUUAAAAAAAAAUCUUUUUUUUGCCUAUCCGCUCUCAUUGUUUUGCCUGUUUUCGGGCGAUGAAUAUCUCAAUGACUCAUGUAUUAUGAACGCUGAAAUUUUCUGGAAUUUACAUUCGGUAUAAGCAUAUCACAAGCGCCAAAUUAAAAGGAAUUCUUGGCUAUGAUAUUCGGCUUGUUCGCGCGUUCUUUCUGUAUGCUAUGAGCGUUGGCUGGGCCAAUUUUUGCUUCUAGUACGAGCUGACAAGGCCCUUGUAGUCCAUAUUGUUUGAGAUGGCAUAGCCUAAAGAACAAAAACUUCCAAAACAAAGGCUUUUUCACGGUUCUACACUCAACUUCUUUGGCUGUUUGACCGCUCAAAAGACAGCGGAAAACUCAAAGCUCACUCCGAAAAAAAUUUUUUUGUCCAAACAAAAAGUCAUCACUAUCUAUGCAUAGCAAAAGAUCUGACAUGAUGCAACAUUGAUCCCAGGCAAACUUAUUACAUAUUCAAAUUCUUUAGCGGGCCCCUCAGAGCUGCUGGAUCAUGUCCUGAACAAGUACGACAAACGGGUACGCCCUUUCAUUGACGAUGGGAAACCGGUGGAAGUGCAGAUGACUAUUGUCUUGGCCAUUCUUACUGAGCUUGUACGUCAAUAAAAUCACCUUAAAAAUUAGUGUAAUGCCUUUUUAGGAAGAGAAUAAUCAAGUGGCCUCCUUUGUCAUAUCACAUGUCCAAAAAUGGGUGGAUCCGAAUUUGGUUUGGGAUCCGGCGGAAUACAAUGGAAUUGAUCAGCUGACAGUGCCUCAAAGUCUGGUUUGGGUUCCGAAAAUGUUCAUAUAUAACAGGUAAAAAAAUUAAAAAAAAAAUAAAAAAAAAAGAAAAUUAUUUUUAUUUUUAUUUAAUUUUUUUUUUAUUUUUAUUUUAAAAAAAAAUUAUUUUCAUUUAAAAAAAAAAUUUUUUUUGAUUUUUAUUUAAAUUUUUUUUUAUUUUUAUUAAAUUUUUUUUUUAUUUAUCAUCUUUCCAAUCAAAAACAUUCAGUAUGGACACAAAGGACAUGCUGACCGAAAACCGCUACGAUAUUCGCCUCAAGCACGAUGGAAACAUCAAGGUGAACAUACCACAAUAUGUUACGUGUAUCUGUAAACUUCAAAUUGAUGUGAGUUUUUCGCCUCUGAUGUCAUGGAUAAUAUAUUUUGAUAAUUUCGUUUUAGUUAUUCCCAUUUGACACUCAAUUCUGCGCCAUUGCUCAAGCCUCCCCCUUGUUGAAUAUAAAUGAAAUGGUCGUCAACGCCACGCAACCCCCCAAGGACGCGUAUUUUUCGGUGGGUUGGAGGUGUGGGAGGGACCGCACAGUGCAAUUGAAAUUUAGUGUUGCACAGUGCGAUAAAAUUAUCGCUUUUUUAUUGCACAGUGCAAAAAACGAAAAUUUUUGCUGCACUGUGCGAUGUGAAAGAAAAAUUUUUUGCACUGUGCAGAAAAAAUGAAAACCCAAUUUUGCACAGUGCGAUUGAAAUUGAAAUUUAGUGUUGCACAGUGCAAAAAAAAAAUGAAAAUUUCGCUGCACAGUGCGAUGAAAAACAACUUUUUUGCACUGUGCAGCAAAAUGAAAACCCAAUUUUGCACUGUGCGGUGGAAAUUGAAAGUUAAUGUCGCACGGUGCGAUAAAAAUAUCGUUUUUUAUUGCACAGUGCAAAAAAAUGAAAAUUUCGCUGCACAGUGCGAUGAAAAACUAAAUCUUUUUUGCACUGUGCGGUAGGAAGUGAAAUUUAAUUUUGCACUGUGCGAUGGAAAUUUUGAUUUGAUGUUGCAUAGUGCGGUAUAAAUAAAGUUUUUUAUUGCGCAGUGCAAAAAAUGAAAAUUUCGCUGCACAGUGCGAUGAGAAAGAAAAAAUUUUUUUGCACUGUGCAGUAAAAAUGAAAACUCAAUUUUGCACUGUGCGGAAGGAAGUGAGAUUUAAUUUUGCACUGUGCAAAAACCCGAUGCAUCGCGACAAAUCAUUGCACAGUGCAAGAAUUAAAAUUUCAAUGCACAGUGUGGUGGGAAUUUAGGUUUGAUGUUUGCUGCACUGUGCAGGGCAAAUAAAAGCAGAUUUUGCAUCGGGCAAUGGAAAAUCCAGCCGUAUUUAUUUGCUUAGUGCAAAAUUUCGGACAAGAUCGUACUGCACAGUGCAGGAAAGUUUGAAAAUUUUUAUUGCACUGUGCAAAAUUUCAGAAUUUCCAUUGCACUGUGCAAAAAAUCGAAAUUGUUUUUUACCGUACAAAUUUUAAAAAAAGAUCAAAUUUAGUUGUUCUGUUCAAAAUUUCCAAUUUUUCAAGAGCCUGUAAUACCCGCAACUUUUUUAUUUCAAAAUUUUCAGGGUAACGCGGAAUGGGAAGUGAUCAACGUAACGGUCCGGCAUAUGAAAUUCAUGGAAGACGGGGAAUACCGCGUCGAGGUCCAUUACAUUCUCCAUCUGCAUCGUCGGCCCAUCUAUUACAUCACGGUGAUUGUGGCGCCGACCUUUCUGAUCUCCGCUCUCUCCAUUCUCGGCAUCUUUUCGCCGGGCGACAGCGACGGGCCUCGUGGGGAGAAGGUGUCGCUGGGAUUGGGAUCGUUGCUGGCGAUGGUCGUUCUCCUCGACAUUGUGGCCAACGCGAUGCCGAAAAGCAAUUCCAUCCCGUUGUUGGGCUACUACAUCAUCGCGGUGAUCUUGUUGUGCGCGCUGGGCGUGGGGAUCAGCAUGGCGAUGCUGGGGAUUAGCAGGCAAAUGAUUGAGAGCGACAAUAUGCCCUCGCAGAUGGCCUAUUCCAUGGUGUUUAUGAAGCGGCCCAAGCAUUUCAUGGACUUUUGGGAACGGAUGAGCAAUCUGGACAUGAUGGAGGAGGAAAUUCAUGUCGCGCCGUGAGUAAUGCUGAUAAACUUUUUUGCUUUAUUGUAAAAUAUGUACGAAUCUUCAAAAAGAAUUUGUCGUCAGAAAAAAAAAACAAAUUCAAUAACAUUUUUUUUGAAAAAGUUUGAUUUUUGAAUCUGGUAAAACUUUGUCUAAAUUUACGGCAAAUUUCCUAAAGAUAUAUGCCAAUUUCCAAGCUUUCAGUUAAAAAAAAUCAUCUAGAUUCCAGAAAAGUUAUAUGCAAAACCUUUGUUUUAUAUCCACUCUCAUCAUUUUGCCUAGUCUCUCAGAAAAAAAGAAAAAAGAGUGUUCAAUUUCUCAGCCUUCCUUGCAAAGCUCGAGCUGAUUUUUUUAUGGAUUAUUAUAUUGAUUUUUUAAUGAAAUAUGCAGAAUUUGAAGAGAGUCAUAAUUUGAGCUAAAAAUCAAUCUUUCGAAGCAACUUUUUUACUUCCUUUCAGUCUUUAAAAAGCCCCGGAAACUCAAAAAAAAAAUCUUAAAAAAUAAAAAACUUCCAGUUCCGUCAUUAUGACGGCCCAAAAAUUUGUGACAUUUCUCUUAUUGUCGCUUGUUUUCAAAAAGUUAUUUCUACUUCCUUCUUUGAAAAUAGGUCAAUUUUUUUUUAUCAAAAUUUUUUUUCAGGCCAAAGUUCCCAGAUCUUGUUGGACUAUUUUCGAGGGUUCAAGAAAUCGCUGAUGCACAAAUCGCGUUUCGAAAGAAGAUCGAAAAACAGAAAUGGCUGGCUUCGGUGAGUCUUGGAAAAGGUUUGCACAAAAAUAUUGAAUUUUUGAGAUUUUUUAAGUUCAAAAAAAUCAAAAAAUUUGUUUUAAUUUUGAUUUUUUUUAAUUUUUCACUUCAUUUUUACUUUCAAAAAAAAAUAAAAAAUUUUAAAAGUAUAUUCGUUCAAAAAAAUUUUUCUUUUUUCUUUUCAUCAAAAUUUUUUACAUCUAUUUUCAGGUCGAAAAAGAGUGGAAUCGAAUAUUUGCCAGAUACGAUUACCUAUUUCUAAGCAUUUUCCAAAUCCUCAAUUUGGUAGUUUUACUUCUUUUCCUUCGGUUUUCAUGGCUGCCAAUCCCCCAACUCCCGGUCGAUUUCUCGGUCUAA